UUUGAUCGGUAAACAUCUCCAAAGCCCAUCCUUUGUUCUCCAUCCUUCUAGUCCAUAGUCCAGCCCGCAACUUUUGUCGCAUGGGAAAGGUGAGACCUCGCGCAGUCGAGAAAGGUGUUCUAGGGCACAGCUACGGCGCCGCCGAUCGCCACCCUGGCCGCGGCGAUGGAUCUCUCACUGUCCCUCCGGCUCCCGUCUUUUAUCCCACCGACGACGAGUUCAAGGAUCCCUUGGAAUACAUCUCCAAGAUUCGACCCCAGGCAGAGCCCUACGGUAUUUGCUGCAUCGUACCGCCGAAAUCGUGGAACCCUCCCUUCGCCCGCGACAUUGAAACCUUCCCUACGAAGACCCAGGCCAUCCACCGCCUCCAGGCUCGGCCUCCCUCAUACGACUCGGCGACCUUUGAACUGGAGUAUGGUCGGUUCCUCGAGCGUCAUCUCGGUAAGAAAGCUAAGAAGAAACUUAUGUUUUAUGGGUCGGAGCUCAAUCUCUGCCAUCUUUUCAAUGCUGUGAAGCGUUAUGGCGGCUACGAAAAAGUUUGCGACCAGAAGCGCUGGGGUGAUGUUGCCCAGUUUAUGCGAUCGGACAGGAAAAUAUCCGAGUGUUCCAAGCACGUUUUGUGUCAGCUCUAUAGGGAGCAUUUGUUUGAUUACGAGGAAUAUUUAUAUAAAUUGAAUUUUGAAAACAAGAAGGUCAAGAAGUGUAGAGAAAAGAUUUGUCAUGAAAAGGAUAAGGCAUUGAAUAGAAAGAGGAGGCGGAGGGAUUCUUUUGAGGAGAUGGGAGAGGUAAGUGGAGGGGCGUUAGAUCAGAUAUGUGAACAGUGUAACAGUGGCUUGCAUGGAGACGUAAUGCUACUCUGUGACAAGUGUGAUAAAGGUUGGCACUUGCAUUGCCUUUCCCCCCCUUUGGAUAGGGUUCCUUCAGGUAACUGGUAUUGUUUGGAAUGCCUUAAUUCGGACAAGGAUAGCUUUGGGUUUGUUCCUGGAAAGCAGUGCUUAUUGGAUGAUUUUAAGAGGAUGAAUGAUAGGAUAAGGAGGAAAUUGUUUGGACAGUUUAAGGCAACUAGAAUGCAGAUUGAAAAGCUGUUUUGGGAGAUUGUUGAAGGGAAAGCAGGAGAUUUGGACGUAUUAUAUGGGAGUGAUAUAGAUACUUCCAUCCAUGGCAGUGGAUUUCCGCGUGCCAGAGAUCAGGUGCUACCCACAGUUGAGGUUGAUGUGUGGCAGCAUUAUGUUUCCAGCCCUUGGAAUUUGAACAAUCUUCCAAAGCUGCAGGGUUCGAUGCUUCGUGUAGUUCAUGAUAAUAUUGCGGGUGUCAUGGUUCCUUGGCUUUAUGUUGGAAUGCUUUUUUCAUCAUUUUGUUGGCAUGUUGAGGAUCAUUGCUUUUAUUCAAUCAAUUAUUUGCAUUGGGGGGAUCCAAAGUGUUGGUAUGGUGUGCCUGGUAGAGAAGCUUCUGCAUUUGAGCAGGUCAUGAGGAAUACUCUACCAGAUCUAUUUGAUGCACAACCUGAUCUGCUCUUCCAACUUGUGACUAUGCUCAAUCCAUCUGUCCUGCGUGAUAAUGGUAUUCCGGUUUACAGUGUCAUGCAGGAGCCUGGAAAUUUUGUCAUUACUUUUCCUAAGUCUUUCCAUGCGGGUUUUAAUUUUGGCUUAAAUUGCGCUGAGGCUGUCAAUUUCGCUCCUGCUGAUUGGCUACCUCAUGGUAGAUUUGGAGCAGAGCUGUAUUGCAUGUAUCGCAAGGCAGCUAUUUUGUCUCAUGAAGAGCUUCUUUGCGUAUUUGCGAAGAGUACAUGUGAUGGAAAAGCCUUGCCACAUCUGAAGGAAGAAUUAUACAGGAUAUAUAUUAGUGAGAAGAGUACUAGAGAAGAACUUUGGAAAAAUGGCGUUUUCAGGUCAUGUAUGAUGGCCGCAAAGAAAAAUCCUAUGUAUGUUGGCACUGAAGAGGAUCAUACGUGCAUCAUAUGCCAACAAUAUUUGUAUCUAUCAGCCGUUUCCUGCAGUUGCAGGGCUACUACAUUUGUCUGCCUUAAGCAUUGGAAGCAUCUUUGUGAAUGUGAUUCAAGCCAACAUCGCCUUCUAUAUCGUUACUCUCUUGCAGAACUUGAUGACUUGAUAUCAAUGACUCCUUCCAUAUCUCAUAUGACGUCUCUCAAGAAUCCUUACCUUAAAAAUUCUCGGCAGAAUAUAUUCUCUCCCCAAAGUUCAAUUACUAUUAUAAAGAAGGUUAAAAACGGGCAAGUCACUUUUGUCGAACUUGCAGAAGAUUGGCUCUCCAAAGCUUGCAAUCUUUUGGAGAUUCCAUUUUCGAAUAAUGCUUAUGCUGCUAUGCUGAAUGAAGCUGAACAAUUUCUCUGGGCUGGGCAUGACAUGGAUCCAGUGCGCCAUGUUUUCAGUAAAUUGAUUGAUGCUCAGAAGUGGGCACUCAGUGUAAAAGAUUGUCUAUUUCGACUAGAGAGUUGCUUCUCAUUGAGGAGUGAUAAAGUAGACAAAGUAUCAUUAAACCAAAUUGAGGAGAUUCUGAGCAUUGAUCCUAUACCCUGUUGUGAGCCGGGUUUCCUCAAGUUGAAGGGAUAUGCAGAUGUUGCGAGGAAGUUGGUUAGUAAAAUAACAAAAGCUUUGUCAUCUUGCUUAGAUAUUGAAAAACUGGAAGUUAUACUCUCGAAAGCUAUGGAGUUUCCAAUUGACGUGGAAGAAACUAAAAUAUUAUCAUCCAAAAUCUCUUCUGCGAAGAUCUGGCUGAACAAUGUGCAAGCGUUCUUUUUUAAAGAAAGACCUAGAGCCAUUGAUAUUCUUUCCUUAAAUAGGUUAAAGACACAGAUGGCAGAGCUUCACGUUCAAUUUCCUGAGAUGGAUUUGCUUGCAAACUUCUGCAGAGAAGUUGAAUUGCUGCACUCUCGUUGUAAGGAGAUCUUGACCUGCCCCCUGAAACUGAAGUUUAUGGAACUUGACAGCUUAUUGAAGGAUGCUGAUAAAGUGCGAGUUUGCAUUCCAGAGUUGGACCUCUUGAGGCAUUUCCAUUCAGAUGCAUGUUCAUGGAGACAUGAUUUCUAUAAUAUCCUUGGUAAUCUUCCUAAUCGUGAAGAUCAUGAGAACGUUGUUGCUGAGCUUUCUGGCAUCUUAAAAUCUGGAAGGUCAUUGAGAAUUGAAGUGGAUGAGUUGCAACUGGUUGAGGCUGAGUUGGAGAGGUCAUGUUGCAGAGAGAAAGCAGUGAAGGUUCUUCAGGUUCGGAUGCCUCUUGAAUUCAUUCAAGAAGUAUUGAUGAAGGCCUCUUUAUUAGACAUAAGGAAUGAAAAAUUGUUUUUGAGGCUUUCUGAAGUAGACGCGGAAGCUGUUUUAUGGGAAAAAAGAGCUAAUUUUGUCCUUACAAACGGUGGUAGCAUGGCAGACUUUGAAGAUGUUCUAAGGGCUUCUGAGCAUGUGUUCACCAUUCUUCCUUCUCUGUCUGAUCUCAAGGGGACAAUUUCAAUGGCUCAGACUUGGAUCUGUAGAUCACAACUGUAUCUAACAUGCAAUAGACGAGCUGAGGAUAAAUUGAGUCCUGUACUUGGUAUUGAGGAUUUAGAGGAGUUGGUUACACUUUCUAAAUGUUUGAAGGUUAAUUUGCCUGGUUCAGAAAGACUUGAGAUGACUCUAAAUGACAUUUAUGAAUGGGAACACAAAACCUGUUUGUUGGUAGAAGAGACGGCAUCAUUUUUGGAAGAUGCUUCUAGUUUUACAACUGUUAAUGACAUUAUAUUAAGAACCGAGGAAUUGCUCAGCCGAGCCAACUCUGCUACUAAAAGUGGGAUUUCAUUAUGUGUUGUGCUAAGUGAAUUGCCAAAGCUUCAGCGUGCUACUUUGACUUUGCAAUGGAUCUUGAGUGGUCUAUCCUUUUGUACUAGGAUUCCGCUGGCCAAGGACGUUGAUAACUUACUUGAAGAUGUACGCUCUCUCCCAAGUGUGUUUGCAGGUUCCAAUUUGGUUCAAAUGUUGUUAAAAGGUGCAGCUUGGCUGAGAAAAGGUUUAAAUACAUUGUUUGAUCCUCAGAAUUCUAAACGGUGCACUCUAAAAGAGGUUGAAGAUGUUUUGGGAGAACUUCGGAAAACUGUAGUUCAAUAUCCUGUGAUGGUUGCUCACCUUCAAAAUUCAAUUGAAAAACAUAAAUCCUGGAUUUUUAAUGUGCAUGAACUUUUCAGUCAGCCUAGAAGUAAACGUUGGGCUUCUUUAGUGGAGCUUGAGGGGCAAGGACAUUCUAAUGCAUUUGACUGUCCAGAGCUAGCUAUAGUUACUCAUGAAGUUGGUGAGGUUAGAAGAUGGAUGUUCCAGUGCCAAGAUUAUGUACGGCCUUUGGUUGGUAACCUUGGUACUUUGUCCAUGGAGCUCAUAAAAAUCAAGGAAACCUUUCAUAAAGCAUUGUCAAUAUGUAGGAGUUUGAAUGGAUCUGAGACGAAAACUGUCUGCGUCUGUUGCCCCAAUGAUUCAGAAAAGCAUAGUGCGUGCAUGACCUGUGAGGACCGGUAUCAUUUCUCAUGCAUGGGCUUAUCGCUAGCUCUUGAAUUCAAUGAUAACAAUAUAUGCCCGUUUUGCUUUUACAUGAAAAGUGGAGUGGGUGCUCAAAAUGGAGAGAAAGCAUUGUUUUGUCGAGGGAAUCUUCCUGAAUUAAAGUCAUUUGUAAAGCUUGUUUCUGCUGCAGAGGACUUCUAUCCGGGGAUUGAAGAGGUAACUUUGGGGCAAGAAAUUGUUAAACUUGCUAGUGAGUGCCAGUCCAAUUUAUCUUGGGUGGUAGAUCAUGCAAAUACUCAUUAUAAGGAUUUCAAUGUCGUCUCGGAAUACCUUGUAUGCGCUUUAAAGGUAACUUUAGUUGCCGGAUUGUAUGAUCACGAUGGUUGUCACAAGCUUCAAACUGCCUUGUCUAGACAUGCGUGGAAUGUCAGAGUGAAGACGUUACUGAGUGGAGCGAAAAAAACAACCAUGCAGCAUGUUAAACAUAUAGAAAAAGAGGGUCUAGAGAUGGGAAUAACACAUCAAGAUCAUUUCAUGUUGGAAAUAGCUAAAGUAAAACAGGCUUGUUUGCAAUGGUUAGACUCAACAAAGAAGGCUGUGUCUGAUUUAGGAGAACUUGCAUUGAGUCGGGUCUUCGAACUGAUGAUCGAAGGAGAAAGUUUGCCCGUCCAUUUUGACGAGGAGAUGAAGUUAUUGAGAACCCGUAGCAUACUUUACUGUAUAUGUCGGAAGCCUGAUGACCGUAGACCCAUGAUUGCUUGUGACCAUUGUGAUGAGUGGUACCAUUUUGAUUGCCUUAAGUUGCACGAAGCACCUCGCAAGGCUUUUCUUUGUCCAGCUUGCAAGCCAUUAAAUGGAAAAUUAGUCUCUUUUCCCCGUCCCGUAUAUCAUGAAGAAAGAACAAGAAAUGAUGGAGAACCUCAAACUCCUGCUUGCCAUGAAUCUAAGCGGAGGAAACAGACUGGUAAGUUUGGCUCCUGUUUGGAAGGAGAGAUUGUAGAUGCUGUUGACAAAGACAGCAACUUUCUAAAAUGUUACAGUGAAAUUGAUCAUUUAUGGAGAAUGAAAAGGAGGCCUCUCCAAAGAGCUUCUAGAAAGCAUGGUAAUUUAGGGAGCUUUUAUCAGUUAUUGCCAUUCUCAGCGUCUAACCAGAUGAGCUAAUUUGUUUUUAUUCCAUUGUUUCUAUUCAAUUAUCAUGCCAUUCAUAUGCUACAGGCUCAAUAAACAAUUAGGUUAUUAUAUAGCAGCCAUUAUGGAUUAGUUAGUUUCUUUUUCCUAUUUUGAACUGAAUUGUCUCAAGUUUUUCAUUUUCGUGUUUCUUUCAUUCGAUCAGACUAUGCCGUAGUAUCUCUUCACAAGCAUUGAGAGCUUACUAUAUUCCACUAGUUAUUGUCAUAAAAAUGCUGAGUUUGAUGA
This is a messenger RNA of Phalaenopsis equestris, 5894 nucleotides long. RefSeq names its product lysine-specific demethylase 5B. Lineage: Eukaryota; Viridiplantae; Streptophyta; Magnoliopsida; Asparagales; Orchidaceae. Gene Ontology annotation, biological process: chromatin remodeling. The record is from RefSeq and is a predicted model, not a curated record. Gene Ontology annotation, molecular function: DNA binding; histone demethylase activity. The transcript has 33 exons. The coding region runs from base 81 to 5639 and encodes 1852 amino acids. Gene Ontology annotation, cellular component: nucleus.